Molecule: messenger RNA, 2739 nt
Organism: Leucoraja erinaceus (little skate)
Lineage: Eukaryota; Metazoa; Chordata; Chondrichthyes; Rajiformes; Rajidae
Product: zinc finger protein 420-like
Exons: 2
Coding region: 291-1595 (434 amino acids)
Biological process (GO): regulation of transcription by RNA polymerase II
Cellular component (GO): nucleus
Molecular function (GO): DNA-binding transcription activator activity, RNA polymerase II-specific; RNA polymerase II cis-regulatory region sequence-specific DNA binding
Source: RefSeq, a predicted model, not a curated record
CUGAGCUCCUCCCCGGCGCUGACCGGAGGCCUCGUCCCGACGGCGGCGACAACGCACCGGCCCCGCCUCACGUGACCGGCGACCAGGCCCCGCCUCACGUGACCGGCGACCAGGCCCCGCCUCCCCCACUGACGGACAGCGCCAGCGUCCAACGACGUCACACAGGACCAGGGUUUAGGAGCCGUUGCUGUGGACGGAGAGACGGGGACGUGAGCGGCCAUUGAGGGAGGCCAGGUGAGGUGAGCGCCCCAUCUGCUCGCUAUGCGGGCUGAGCUUCGGUGGAGGACCACAUGACGGGGCACAACAAAGAGAAGCGUUAUGAGUGCGACGUGUGUGGCAAGGCCUGGCAGCACCCAUGCCUGCUGGAGACUCACCGGCGGGUGCACACGGGAGAACGCCCCUUUGACUGUUCCGACUGCGGCAAGAACUUCACGACGGCGCAUGAGGUGAAGAGCCACCAGCGUGUGCACACGGGCGAGAAGCCCUAUGGCUGCUCCACCUGUGGCAAGAACUUUGCCUGGUUGUCUGGGCUACGGCAGCACCGGCGGGUGCACACGGGCGAGAAGCCCUUUGUCUGCUCCACCUGCGGCAAGGGCUUUGCCUGCUUGUCGGGGCUACAGCGGCAUCAGCGGGUGCACAGCAGUGAGCGGCCCUUCGCCUGCUCCGACUGCGGCAAAGGCUUCAAGUCGUCGCUGGACUUGUUGAUGCACAGGCGCCUGCACACCGGGGAGCGGCCCUACACCUGCAGCGACUGCGGCAAGGGCUUCACCCGCGCCAACAACCUGCAGGCGCACCAGCGCACCCACACCGACGAGCGCCCCUACACCUGCGCCCAAUGCGGCAAGGGCUUCACCUGCUCCACCUUUCUGCUGUCCCACCAGCGGGUGCAUACUGGCGACCGUCCUUUCCACAGGCCCUUUGGUUGCUCUGACUGCGGCAAGGACUUCAAGAGGGCAGACCAGCUGAAGACCCACCGGCGGGUGCACAGCAGUGAGCGACCCUUCACCUGCUCCGACUGCGACAAGAGCUUCAAGACGGCGCAUGAGCUGAAGAACCACCGGCGGGUGCACAGCAGUGAGCGGCCCUUCACCUGCUCGGACUGCGGCAAAGGCUUCAAGUCGUUCACGGAACUGAAGGUGCACAGGCGCCUGCACACCGGGGAGCUGCCCUACAUUUGCAGUGACUGCGGCAAGGGCUUCGCCCGCUCCGACAGGCUGGUGGAGCACCAGCACACUCACGCCAGCGAGCGCCCCUUCACCUGUGACCAGUGCGGCAAGGGCUUCACCCGCUCCUCCAGGCUGCUGUCCCACCAGCGGGUGCACGCCGGCGACCGUCCCGUCCCCAGCCCGGUGUGUGGAGAGCAAUUUGCCAUGGCCUCCCACGCCCUGUCUCACCAGCACGUGCACACCAGUGGCCAGCCCUACGACUGCCCGUACUGCGGUGAGGCGUUUGACAGCUCGCGGGGGUUGCGGCAGCACCAGCGGGCCCACGCGGCUGAUCAGCUGCUCCCACUGCGGCAAGCGUUUCAGGAGAGCACGGGGGCUGCUGGAGCACCAGCGGAUACACACCAGAGAGAGACCCUUUGUGUGCGCUGAGAGUGGCAAGGGUUUCACCCGCAGGUCCAGCCUGUGGAGUACCCACAGCGGUGAGCGUCCCUUCCCCUGCCCGUCAUGCGGUAAGGCUGCGACAUGGAAGGAAUGGGUAACGUUUCAGGUCGAGACCCUUCUUCAGUCACGACCCGAAACGUCACCCAUUCCUUCGCUCAUGAGACGCUGCCUGUUCCGCUGAGUUGCUCCAGCACUUUUUGUCCUUUUUUGUAAACAAGUUUGUGCAGUUCAUUGUUUUUAAACCAUUCUAGUUAACCAUCUCUGCACCAUAGUGGGCGGCCUCUGCAGUCCGUCUGUCUCUGUUUGUCCCGUUGAGGGUAUAGUCUGCAGUGGGUUUUUAAUUGUGUAUGCGGGGGGGGGACUUUUAAAUCUCUUCCCUGUACGGGGACCCGACCUUUUCCCUGUCGGGUCUCCGUUGCCGUUGGGGCCUAGCACCGUGGAGCGGCCUCCAACCGGAACGACCUGGGGACUCAAGUCACGGAGCCGGCGGAGCUGCAGACCUACCAUCGUGGAGCUGGCCGGUUUUGGAGCGUGGAGGGCUGUGGUGGCGGGCUGCUGCGACCUGACUCCGGUGGAUGGUGACACCGGGAGCUCGCGGGUCCCUGGUUGGAGAUCGAUUUGCGGGGCACCAAUACUUCUCCCGCCUGAAUUGCGGGGUUGAAAGUGACCUGGAGCGGGGCCUUACAACGCCCGGCGUGGCUUUAAAUGGCUGCGGGACUUGCUAGCGCCCGCCGGGUGCUUUGACUCGGGAGAAGAAUGGAGAGCAGGGGAGAGACAAGACUUUGCCUUCCAUCACAGUGAGGAGGAGAUUCACUGUGAUGGAUGUUUGUGUGAAUUGUGUUGGUGUGUGUCUUGGUUCUUUUCUUGUUGUAUGACUGCAGAAACCAAAUUUCGUUCGAACUUCAUGUGAGGUUCAAAUGACAAAUAAACGGUAUUGUAUGUAUCUUCCCCAAAGCCUCCACAUCAGUCCUGUAAUGGAGUGACCAGAACUGUAUGCAAUACUCCAAAUGCUACCUGACCAAUGUCCCUUAAAGCUGUACAUAUACAUUCCUCUCUCCUUAUCUCACACGUUUUUAUCUCCUUACUAGACUAAGUGGGACCCGUUGGGUCCCAGCAUCACACGGGAGGUCUG